Messenger RNA from Fusarium oxysporum Fo47, 894 nucleotides. Its product is annotated as Alpha/Beta hydrolase protein. The transcript is spliced from 2 exons. Gene Ontology annotation, cellular component: extracellular region. Gene Ontology annotation, molecular function: hydrolase activity. Bases 1 to 894 code for a protein of 297 amino acids. NCBI's taxonomy places the organism in Eukaryota, Fungi, Ascomycota, Sordariomycetes, Hypocreales, Nectriaceae. The record is from RefSeq and is a predicted model, not a curated record.
AUGCUCGGCCUUCCAUCACCCUGCAAGCUGCUCACACAGCUGAGCCUCGGCGCCAGCCUUGUUGCGGCUCAGCUCCAGACCAUCACCAACUUUGGAAACACCUACGGCACGCAGCUAACUAUGCAGGCCUAUAUUCCCGGAAAUCUGCCUGCUAGCCCAGCAGUGAUGCUCGCCCUCCACGCCUGCGGUGGAAACGGACCAGGCUACUUCCAGCAGACCAAGUACAAGUCCCUCGCCGACUCACGCGGCGUGAUCCUCAUCUUUCCGUCAUCACAAAAGGACUUUAACUGCUGGGAUGUCGCGAGCGCCAAGACACUCAAGCAUGAUGGUCAGGGUGAUAGUCAAGUUCUCGUCAGCAUGGUCGACUAUGUCAUCAAGACGUACAAGGCCGACCCCAAGAAGGUUUACGUCACGGGCACCAGCUCCGGAUGCAUGAUGACCAAUGUUCUCGCCGCGACUUACCCGGACCGCUUCGCCGCUGCUACAUGCUACUCUGGUGUUGCUGCUGGAUGCAUGGCCGGGUCUCCUGGAUCGAGCCCCAUUAGUUCUGACCGUGUCUGCUCCGACGGGAAGAUUAUCAAGACCGGACAGCAGUGGGCUGAUCAGGUUAAGUCGAUGUAUCCUGGCUACAGUGGCUCGUACCCCCGAUUCAAGACCUGGCAUGGCACUGCGGAUAAUCUUGUCUUUUACCGGAACCUUCUUGAGCAGAUCAAGGAGUGGUCGACCAUUCAGGGCAUUUCGUUUACCCGCAAUGAGACGUCGACUCCACAGUCUGGUUACACUACCAUGAUCUAUGGAGACGGAACCAAGUUUGUCGCGGUAUCUGCAGCUGGAGUCGGACAUGUCGUGCCUACUCAUGAGGAUCUUGACUUUAAGUGGUUUGGUCUUACCUGA